AUGCCUGCCGAGGAAUCCAAACCGGUCGACCAGGCCGUCAACGAGGUCGACGCCGAAAUCAAGGCUAAGCAGGCCGCGGCCGAAUCCGAGGGCGAGGAGGACGAUGAAGAAGUAGCUGGUGACGCUUCUGCCGCCGGCGGGGCUUCAGCCUCGGCCAGCAAGAAGAAGAAGAAGUCCAAGAAGAAGAAGCUCAAGGAGGCGCUGACAGGCAAGCCUGACGACGCAGAGGCCGAUCUGAAGAAGGCCAUCGGUGGCCUCACGCCGCAGCAGCUGCAGGAGCUGUUGGCGCUCAACCCUGCGCUCGCGGGGGAGCUGGCUCAAGCUUCCGGCAGCGCAAACCCUUCGCCCGACCAGAUCUCGGACCUGCUCAAGAAGAUGAACCUGCAGGACAUCAUGACGGGCCUUGCGGCGGCCGGCAAGAACGUCAAGGACAUGGCCUCGUACAAGUUCUGGCAGACGCAGCCGGUGCCCAGAUUUGGCGAGGACGACAAGGUGGUUGAGGAGGGACCGCUAAGGAUUCAGACGGUCGACGAUGUCUCCAAGGAGCCUGCGGCAUUGGUUGACGGUUUUGAGUGGGUGACAAUGGAUCUGAACAAUGAUGAAGAGAUCAAGGAGAUCUAUGAGCUGCUCAACGGACACUACGUCGAGGAUGAUGAAGCCAUGUUCCGAUUCAACUACGGACCUGGCAUUCUGAAAUGGGCCAUGAUGCCUCCUGGCUGGGCCAAGCACUACCACGUUGGUGUCCGCGCCACUCAGUCCCGCAAGCUCGUCGCCUUCAUCUCCGCCAUCCCCGUGCGCGUACGAGUCCGCAACAAGACCAUCACGGCCUCCGAGGUCAACUUCCUCUGCGUCCACAAGAAGCUUCGCGGCAAGCGCCUCGCCCCCGUCCUCAUCAAGGAGAUCACCCGCAUCAGCAACAUGCAUGAGAUUUGGCAGGGCUUGUACACGGCCGGCAUCGUCCUCCCCAAGCCCGUCAGCACAUGCCGCUACUACCACCGCUCGCUCAACUGGCAGAAGCUGUACGAGUGCAGCUUUGUGCACCUGCCGCAUGGAAGCAAGCCCCAGUAUCAGAUCCGCAAGUAUGCGGUCCCGGAUCACACCAGCACCAAGGGCCUGCGUGAGAUGAAGACGACGGAUAUCGAUGCCGUUCUCAAGCUGAUGGACAAGUACAUGUCCCGAUUCGACAUUGCCCCUGAGAUGUCCAAGGAGGAGGCAACUCACUGGUUCACCCCCACCCCUCAGCCUGGUCAGGAUCAGUACAUUUGGUCUUAUGUCGUCGAGGAUGACAACAAGAACAUUACCGACUUCUUCUCCUUCUACUGCAUCGAGUCAUCCGCCAUCAACAACCCCAAGCACGACAUCAUCCGCGUCGCCUACCUCUUCUACUACGCCACCGACGUGGCCUUCAAGGAGCCCUUUGACAAGUCCGCCCUCAAGGCCCGCCUCAACGACCUCGUCCACGACGCCCUCAUCCUCGCCAAGCUCGCCAAGUUUGACGUCUUCAACGCCCUGUCUCUCAUGGACAACGGCCUCUUCCUGGAGCAGCAAAAGUUUGGCGCCGGUGACGGCCAACUGCACUACUACCUCUUCAACUACAGGGCCAACCCCAUAGCUGGAGGCGUGGACAAGAGAAACCAGCUGGAUGAUAAUAAUCUGAGUGGUGUCGGACUGGUUCUGCCUUAG
Molecule: messenger RNA, 1683 nt
Organism: Trichoderma gamsii
Lineage: Eukaryota; Fungi; Ascomycota; Sordariomycetes; Hypocreales; Hypocreaceae
Product: glycylpeptide N-tetradecanoyltransferase
Exons: 3
Coding region: 1-1683 (560 amino acids)
Biological process (GO): N-terminal peptidyl-glycine N-myristoylation
Cellular component (GO): cytoplasm
Molecular function (GO): glycylpeptide N-tetradecanoyltransferase activity
Source: RefSeq, a predicted model, not a curated record